This is a messenger RNA of Pleurotus ostreatus (oyster mushroom), 5094 nucleotides long. RefSeq lists its product as uncharacterized. The transcript has 6 exons. The record is from RefSeq and is a predicted model, not a curated record. Lineage: Eukaryota; Fungi; Basidiomycota; Agaricomycetes; Agaricales; Pleurotaceae. Bases 1 to 5094 code for a protein of 1697 amino acids.
AUGGCAAGUACCGCAUCUUCCGCACGACCUUCCCAGUGGACUGCUGGUCCCGCAGUUCAAGCUUCUUUUCCCGGACCACAUCGUGGCUUUGUCCCACCAGCCAGGAAUCAACAUCAGCGCUCAGCAACGAGUCCAUUGUCAAACGAGUAUAAUCCAAAUCAGCCAUCAAUACCACAAGCAGCAAGUCCUACACCCACGGGCAAUAGCACAGGGGGAAACGGAAUGGUGGCUUCCGUAGGAGACCACCCGCGCCCGGCCCUCUCGACCACAAAUUCUGGACAUAGUCGAGUGUCCUCGUUCUUCUCAUUUCGCAAGAACAGCGCGUCGGAUAUAAGACCCAACGUAACCAGGUCUCUCAGCGGGAAGGAUCAAUUAAAUGGACAAAAUGUUAAUGAAUUUGGUCGUAGUGUUCCUCCUGGAGCUGGAGCACCCGUUGCUGGCCAAGGGCAUGCGCCAGCAUCACCGCCCGCAGGCCAGAACCCUCAACAACAACAUACGCGUACCCGAACCCUGUCCAACACACCGUCAUUGAAUGGCGCGCAGGCACAGACACAACCGGCGCCUUUGCAUCCCGAGAUUCGUUCAAUCGUCCAACUCACGAUCGCCCAUGCUCACAAAAUCUAUUUCUCUGGGCCUCUGGUACGACGGAUCGAGAGACAACCCGACGGUCAUCGACCCUCCAAGGACGAGGGAUGGACGAAUGUCUGGGCGCAGCUCGGAGGAACAACGCUGAGUAUAUGGGACAUGAAACAGAUCGAGGAGGCCAAUAAGCAUGGCAAAGAGGUUCCGCCAGCGUACGUUAACAUAACCGAUGCUUUUGUGCAAGUACUAGGAUCAGUCGCGGUUCCUACCGCCCCGGGUGCACCCCCAGGCCAGCCAUAUACAAACGUCAUUGCCAUUAAUACUGCUGGGUCCAACUUACUGUUCUUCUCAUGUCCCUCGACUGCUUCGCUGAUCUCCUGGGCGUCCGCCCUACGCCUCUCGGCUUGGGAGAAAUCAAGACUGGAAGAGAUAUACACUGCACACUUGCUGCGCAUCAGCAUCAAUGCGCGGGACACACCAUCGACGUUGGUUCGUGGCAAGAUGGAGGGCUGGGUGCGCGUUCGCGUAGCUGGCCAAACUGACUGGAAACUUCUCUGGAUGGUCAUCUCUUCCGCUGAUGCACUGCCAAUCUCACCGGGCGCAACCGCCACUAACUUCCCGGCUCCGAAGAAGAAGAGGAUGUCGAACUUAUUUUCACGACAUGAAAAUACCUCACAAAACUCUCAGACCAAUGAAGCCGUUCCUGCACGAGCGGCGAUUAAUUUCUACGCUGGAGCUAAAACAAAGGAGAGGAAGAAAGCAAUCCUGACGUUUAGCGAUGUUACACAGGCCUUUGCUGUGUACCCUGAACGACCGGAGUUGAUUAGCAGGAGUACGUUGAUCAAGAUGGAGGGCACGUUUGGAGAUGACGAAGCCGCUCAGGCUAUGAAACUGCGGGAAGGAUGGAUACUGAUGAUGCCUGAGCUGGAGGGCGGGUUGAGCCAGUCAAGCGAGAUGCUGAAGUGGAUCACCGCCCUGCAUGACGCUUUCGAACUCUACGGACGGCCGCAAGCAUGGACCUGGGAUCCUCGCGAUCCUGCCUCUCUGAUGUUUGCUUAUCCGGUUGGACCUCACAAAGAUCUCCUGUUCCUCGACCGCGAGGCGGCCGAAGUUAUGGACCCUCGCGAGGACCGCACUUCUGCAAUCCGCUCGAAACUCCUCGAAACUCUUACCGAUCGCAUGCGGGCAAUCGAACCUGGUCAACAGCCUACGGCUCAGCGCCCUCUACAACCUCCUGGACAAGCCGGACAACCACCGACUUCGACCGCUCCCCUUUCGCUCCCUCCGAUACCGAAUACGUCGGGAGCACCGCAGCAGAAUCAGCAACCAGCGCAGCAACAGAGUACGACAUUCUCAAGUGGAUUUCAACUACCUCCUCUCAAUUUCGACGCUGGACAGGCCGCCCAAGAUAAACCACAGGAAGCGUCAUAUUUGACUCCAAUCAAGGAGCAGAGCAUUUCUAGCGACAACUACAGUGGAAGUGCCCAAGCCCCACUCCUACGGGAACAGUCAUCCUUCAUCCUCAACGACCCUUCGCGCAGAACUGUUAGUCCUACGCCGCAUGCCGAGGAGACGUCAGGAUCUGGUCCUGCGGUGCCGGGAAAGGGAGCGUUUAGUCCGAGCGUUGUUGGUUCUGGGGCUUCUUUUGCUCCGGCAUCCCGGUUCAACUCAGACAAACCUACGGCAUUGAACUCGCCUGCUCGAACUUCGAUGGAUAGCGCUGUGCGCGGUACAAGCCCUGCCAAUGUACGGCUUCCAGGCUCUCCGGUAGAAGAACGGAAAUCUGUGUUCUCUAUGUCAAACGCUAGUGUCGAUACUACCAAUGUCGCUUCUCAGCAAACCAGAACCAACCAGUCCACUGCAUCUUUGUCUAACAGCACGAAAGGAACAGCUUCACAGGAGCCUCCUGGAUCGCCAAAGUCAAUAAGCAUGACCGUCCUCACUUCCCCACACUCACCUCUUCCUUCGCCCGUAAUGAGACAGUCUACUGCUGCUCCGGGAGCUUAUGGGAGGGAUGCAGACGCUUCUUCUAUCUUAACUUCUCCCCACUCCUUGAUGACUUCUCCUCAUUCUCCGAUCGAGCCUACCCGGUCCUUUGGAGAAUUCAAUCGACUUGAAGGUCCUCAGCUCACGCCCCCUUCUUCACCGCCCAGGCAAAGUACAAUGACCUCGAACGGGCCGUCUCCCUCUAACUCUGCUUCGUCAUACAAGGCUCAACAACGGCGGCCUACCAGUGAUGAUUCGAAUCUCCUAGCUGGGGAAGCUGGCGCCCUGUACUACAUGCAGCAUGUUGACGGUAACCAGCCGAGAAAACUUCCCAUACCUUCGGGCGUGAAUGGCGAUGAUGACUCUGAUUCCGAAUCAACAGAAGAAGACAACGGGUCUGUGAAUGCCACGAAGUACUCUACACAGACACAGCGCACGCCUCCAAAGCGGCAAGGUACACCUAUGGCAUUCGACAGGUUUACAUCAACUCCUGUAGACGUGCCACAACAACAGCGAGAAUCACCGUCAGGAUCGAGUGCCCGAAAUAGCAGCCCAGACGACCGGCGCAGUCCGAAAUCCAGGCCUACUUUUGGACGUAAGCCAUCGGGCGCACGUGCCCCUGCUAAAAACCGCUUGCAAAACAACCACAAUGGGGAUUCCUCGUUGCCUUCUCACUCCGAACACGACGCUUCCAACAACGAGGCGAGCUAUCAAGAAGCAGGCAAGAACAUGAACGACACGCGCGUAUCCCAAGGACAGGCUGCUCCACUCGCCCCACAAAUGUCGAACUCGACAUCAGAGGACAUGGAUGGAGACGCGUUAGCCGCGUUGAGCUAUCUCACCGUGAACGAUGAGGACGUCCCUCCUCCUAUGCCACCUACACAAACUGUAGAGCCCUUGCGCACUAAAUCGCCGCGUUCACAUUCUUCCCCGUCACCCCCUCCCGCGUCAAACGAAGGCAGUGCACCUUUCAAAUCAUCGUUCGCACCAUCCAAACAAGCUGCGGAGAGGAAGGCAAAAGCUCAAGCCCAGCAAGCUGCUCACCAAGCUGCGGUCCAUAAGCCCGGUAGAUCGAACGGCAAGCGGAAGUCGAGGGUGCCUGAAAGGGCUGUGUGGAAUGAAAGUAGUGACGAGGAGGAGGAAGAAGACGAGGAGGAAGAUGAUGAUGCGGACUCUGAUGCUGUGCCGUCGCCACCCCUUGACCGGCGCUCAAGACAAUCCUCCCCCAAUGCAGGACCUCGUAUGAACAAGCCAAACACCGGGCCAGAUGUCCAAGCGCAGCCUCAGCCUACAUAUCCCAAUCUCAGACCACCUCGUACGUUGCCUCAGAUCCCUGGAGGCCGAUCUGAUUCUGAAGAUUACAACGCACCUCCACCGCGUCGUGUUCCCGCUGACCAAGGCCCGUACUAUGAUGACGGCCAGCAAUAUCGCCCACAGUCCAAUUACCCACAACUUGGAGCUGCUCGUCAGUCAGUAUGGAGCCAAGUUCUUGACCCAGGUCGCAACCUUGGCGAGCAGAACACCAACAAACAGGAUACCUUCAUUCAACUAGAGCCGCCCUCGCAGACCAUGACAAAGGCGUUCACACCUCAAGGUCUUCUUUCCGCUGGUAUGCAGGAUAAACAGGACCGAUCAGCGAAACGUCAAGAAGAGCUUGCUCGUGAAAGUGGGGCCUCUCUAAUCAACGUACCCAACAAACCUCCCCCUCCCCAGACUGGUCUACUCGGUGCCAUUACCGCUCAUGAGCGCGAACGUAAGCGAGAGGGCGGUGUAGGCGCUGCCCUGACCGAGCGCGAACGUGAAAAGCGAGUAGCGGAAGAGAGGCAGCGUAGAUUCGACGAACAACAACGCCAGCAGAUUGAUCAAAUGCAGCAAGGAGGAGCAAUGUACGGCGGCCAGUUUGGAUAUAAUCCCAUGAUGAACCCAAUGAUGAUGGGUAUGAAUCCUAUGAUGGGCAUGUCUCCCAUGAUGACCGGCGGCGCGAUGCCCCCGAUGAUGACUGGACAAAUGCCUGGACAGAUGCCAUACGGUAACAUGAUGGGUGGCUAUAACCCUCAGCACAUGUUCGCUGCUCAACAGGCAGCCCAAGCGUACCAGCAGGCGAUGAUGGCCUUCUCCGUUGCUGGCUCACAAGUUGGGGGAGAGGGUGGUGUUCCUGGCGCGGUCAAUCCUAUGAUGACAGGCGGUGGCAUGGGUGGUGGAAUGGGCAACUUCGAUCCUAGAAUGUCUAUGAUGAGUAUGAUGGGACCUAUGGGCAUGGGUAUGGGAGCGAAUGGUAUGGCAGCCAAUCCAAUGCAGAUGCAAAUGACAGGCGGUGGCAUGUCGACAUUCGAUCCUCGAUUCCCUCCUUCCAUGAGCAACACACCUCCCAACGACAUGGGUCUUGCGCCUCCUGGUGCUGUCGGCGGUCAAAACCACUCUUCCGGCACGAGCUCACCAGCCAGGAACGGCUCACCUCUUGCCCGCCCACCAUCACAAGGAGAAGCAAUGCGGUCAUCUUCACGCCCCCCGACUCCUAAGCAGUAA